UGUAAUGCAGAGGUAGAUUUCAGCAAAAACAAGAAGGCGAAAACACCUCGGGCCUGGUCUGCAUUCCGAAAAAUAAAAAUAAGAAUUUCACAAAAUAAGAGUUGCAUUUCAUGUAGUGGAUAGUGAUUAAGGUGUGGGAUGGAUACCUAGGACUGAAAAUAUUGAUUGUAUAUUAGUAGCAAAAUAUAGCGAUGGAAAUUGCCGUCAGAAGAAAAACCUGGAGUAGCAACGGGCAAGUAAUGCUUUGGAUAAUUUUCCUUUACAUUUGUUACUUCGCUAACGGACAACUUCGAUAUUCUGUUCCGGAGGAGAUGGUGAAAGGCUCCGUGAUCAGCAAUGUAGCCACGGAUCUGGGGAUUGACGGUAAAAGACUAAAAAGUGGCCGAGCUCGGAUCGUUGCCGGAGACAGCAGUCGGUACGUGGAGCUGAACACAGACAAAGGAAUAUUGGUGGUCAAUGAGAGAAUAGACAGGGAGACGAUUUGCAAUCAAAUAUCUCCUUGCAGUUUUAAUAUUGAGAUUAUUCUCGAAAAUCCAAUCCACUUGCAUAGGGUUACUAUAGAAAUCAUAGAUAUAAACGAUCAUGCUCCGGCAUUUCCGAAGGAUGAAAUGAAGAUUGAGAUCAGUGAGGCGGCGUUACCCGGUGUGCGCUUUUUGCUGGACAGCGCUUAUGAUCCCGAUGUCGGUAUUAAUACCAUACAGAGCUACAGUCUAAAUCCGACUGAUAACUUCGUAUUGAAACAGGAGACCCGUCCUGAUGGUACUAAAUAUAUUGAGAUGAUGCUACAGUCCCCCGUAGACAGAGAGAAACAGGAGGACUUGUCUCUAACAUUAACUGCUAUAGACGGAGGUCACCCACCGAGGUCUGGUGCGAUGAGAAUAAAUGUAAAGGUUUUGGAUGCAAAUGAUAACGCUCCAGUGUUUACCAAGAAGCUCUAUAGAACCGAAGUUGCAGAAAAUUCGGCCAAAGGGAUAUUUGUGACAAAAGUAAGUGCAACCGAUUCGGAUAAGGGCGUUAAUGGUGAAGUGACAUACGCCUUCAGACAUAUCACAGACAAACAUAGUGACGUAUUCGCAAUAGAUGAAAAAUCCGGAGAGAUUUUUGUUAGUGGAAGUGUGGAUUUUGAAAGUAUGCAGAAAUACGAAAUAAACAUUGAAUCUAGAGAUCGCGGUGGUUUGACAGAUUCUUGUGCACUUACGAUUGAUAUAGUAGACGUGAAUGAUAACAUUCCCAUUAUAACGUUAACAUCAUUCACUAAUCCAAUUUCCGAAGACGCUUCACCGGGAACUACUGUCGCAGUUAUUAACGUUAAAGACUUUGACUGGGGAGAAAAUGGCGAAGUCACAUGUGUGAUUGCUGAAAAUAGCCCAUUUGUAAUAAGACCGUCUUUAACAAAUUAUUUCAUAUUACAAACUGAGGAAUAUCUGAACCGAGAAACAAAUUCAGAAUAUAACAUUACAAUCAAAGCUGCGGACCACGGCUCACCCUCUCUCUUUAGUAACAAGAUGUUACAUAUCAGAGUAUCCGAUGUCAAUGAUAAUGCACCAGUAUUUGAACACCGGUCUUACUCUAUUUAUUUAACGGAGAACAACACACCCGGUGUUUCCAUUUUCACUGUAAAAGCGAAUGAUGCCGACUGCUGCCAGAACGCGCGCGUCUCCUACCUGCUGGAGGACUCGGAGGUCAACGGUGUGCCCGCCUCUUCUCUCGUGUCAGUAAAUGCCGAAAACGGGGUUAUUCACGCCGUGCAUUCUUUCGAUUAUGAGAAACUUAAAGAGUUUCAAGUUAAAGUGAGAGCUCAAGACGCGGGCUCACCUCCAUUAAGUGGAAAUGCUACAGUUCGCAUUAUCAUCCAGGACCAGAACGACAACGCGCCUCAGAUCCUCUACCCAGCACAGACCGGUGGCUCCUCAGUGGCUGAGAUGGUGCCUCGUUCAGCUGAUGUGGGCUAUCUUGUCACUAAAGUGGUGGCCGUCGAUGUGGACUCUGGACAGAAUGCCUGGCUCUCAUAUAAACUGCAGAAAGCGACAGACAGGGCGCUGUUUGAAGUGGGCUCACAAAACGGGGAAAUCAGAACUAUACGCCCGGUCAGUGAUAAAGACGCCAUGAAACAAAGACUUACUGUUAUUGUGGAGGACAACGGACAGCCGUCUCGCUCAGCUACAGUCAACGUUAAUGUGAUGGUGGCGGACAGCUUCCCUGAAGUACUCUCGGAAUUCAGUGACAAUACUCACGAUAAGGAUUACAAUGACAACCUGACUUUUUAUUUAGUUCUGGCUCUGGCUGUAGUGUCCUUCCUCUUCAUUUUAUCUUUAGUAGUUAUUAUAUCUGUCAAAAUCUAUAGAUGGAGACAAUCACGCAUCUUUUAUCAGUCCAAUCUGCCAGUUAUACCGUAUUAUCCAACACUUUACUCAGACGCCGGAGGUACAGGGACUUUACAGCAUAUGCACAACUACGAGGUGUAUAUGACGACUGACUCCAGGAAGAGUGACUGUAAGUUUGUCAGACCUAGUAGUCAGAACAUUUUAAUAAUGGAUCCCAAGUCUGCCGAAACAAUGAAGUGCACAAGGAAUGAAAAAAGCAUUUUUGAUGAGACGGAUUUGUUCCUGCAGACUAUUUUGUCUGAUUAG
Paramormyrops kingsleyae is the source of this 2630-nucleotide messenger RNA. The record is from RefSeq and is a predicted model, not a curated record. Lineage: Eukaryota; Metazoa; Chordata; Actinopteri; Osteoglossiformes; Mormyridae.